AUGCAGUUCCGCGCUUCCAUCGCCGCCGCCGCCUCCCUCUUUGCCCUGGCCAACGCCCGCAUCUACGGCAUUGCCUUCCCCGAGACCGUCAAGGCCGGCGACCAGGUCAACGCUAUCAUCGAGACCGAGAACUACAUCCAGUCCGUCCAGGACGUUGCCAUCGCCUUCGGCAUCGCCCCCGAGGCCUCUGCCUACCCCGGCACCCUCUCCACUGUCAUCGGCUCUUUCUACCUCGGACCUGAGAAGUCCAAUGUUCUUGACAACAUCACCGAGACCGUGACCAUCCCUGGCGAGCUCGCCGCUGGCACGUACGUCGUCUCCGCCGGCGUCUACAGCCUGUACGGUGCCUCUUCCAGCACCACUCUCACCAACUACAACGUCACCAUCACCGUCGGCGACGCUACCAGCGAGAACUACGUCGGCAGCCAGUAA
Molecule: messenger RNA, 432 nt
Organism: Colletotrichum chrysophilum
Lineage: Eukaryota; Fungi; Ascomycota; Sordariomycetes; Glomerellales; Glomerellaceae
Exons: 2
Coding region: 1-432 (143 amino acids)
Source: RefSeq, a predicted model, not a curated record